AUGCCGGCCUCUGACUCCGCCGUGAUACGCCUCGUGGCCGGUGCCUUCGCAGCCAUUCCCAUCGGAUUCGGCAUUAAUGCAUUCGUGCGUCCCGACCAUGCAUUGAGCUUCUUCGAGUUUAAGAUACCGACUUCGCCUGCAGAGAGGGAUCUGGUGAACAGCUUGAUGGCGGUCUACGGUGCGAGAGAUGUUUUCAUGGGAGUGGCUUUGUUCUCCGCUCUUUUCUUCGGUCAUCCCAAGUCUGUCGGUUGGAUUAUGAUUGCGACCAGUGCGGUUGCGUAUGUCGAUGGGUUUGUCUGUUGGACACAUGGGAAGGGGGAGUGGAACCAUUGGGGGUAUGCGCCCAUUUUAACAGUGAUCGGGACGCUAUUUUUGGGUCUUUUUGAUAGGAGGUAG
Molecule: messenger RNA, 396 nt
Organism: Aspergillus bombycis
Lineage: Eukaryota; Fungi; Ascomycota; Eurotiomycetes; Eurotiales; Aspergillaceae
Product: DUF4267 domain-containing protein
Exons: 1
Coding region: 1-396 (131 amino acids)
Source: RefSeq, a predicted model, not a curated record